CGGGACCAAAAUGUGGUUUUAAAAAAAAUUUACGGCUGACGUCCCUUUCCAAAUCCGGGUGUGUGUACCACGCCCCUUUUUAAAGUUAGUACAGAUGUAACAGGUCCGAUUCCAAAAAGUAAACACACCAGGUUUAUGUUGUUCUGUUCUGUGUGAAAGAAAGGUCACGAUGUUGUUCAAACCCUGGCAGCUUGCUGCAGUGAUCUCGUCCGCAGCAAUUGCAACCAGCGCGUCGUCACCAAUUGAGCAGGAUUUCGCCCCGGAAGACAUUAUCUCGCGUGACGUCUGCAUUCUCGGAGGCGGGGGUUCUGGGACAUAUGCUGCUAUUCGUCUGAAGGACUCGAACCACAGUGUGGUAGUUGUAGAGCGAAAUGAUUACUUGGGAGGUCACGCUGAAACCUUCUACCUUGACGACGAGAAACAAUUUAUAAACUAUGGCGUCGAAGGCGUUUUUAAUGAUGACCUUUCCAAGGAAUAUCUUGAGCGAUUGGGAGUGUCUUGGGAUUCACUUGCUUUGAGCACGUUGAUCGAUAAAUAUGUUGAUUUCAACACCGGUAAAGAAGUGUUACCACCUUCAGACCUUUUGACAACGGUAGUAGGUGCAGCUUUAUACCGACUUGCAAUUCAGAAAUAUACCACACUGGACCAAGGAGUGUACAAUUUGCCGGACCCGGUACCUGAAGAGCUCCUUGAACCGUUCAGCAAGUUUGUUGAAGAACAUGCCCUCCAGGGCGUAUUGCGCUUGGUCUUGAUGUUUGCUCAGAACGUUGGUAACAUUCUUGAUGCGCCAUUGCUGUACAUCAUUCAGAACUUUGGCGUGCCUCAUAUCAACGCUCUGCUUGAAGGGGGCUAUAUAACCCCCAAGAAUGGCAUAGCCGAGCUAUAUGACAGUGCUGCCAAAGUUCUCGGCAACGAUGUCCUCUUCCAAACCACGGCCAUCGAAACGAACCGCUCGGACUCGGGUGUCAGCAUUCUCGUCGAAAACCAUGCUGACGGCAGUCGAAAGCUGAUCAAAGCAAAGAAGCUCCUCAUUACAUUCCCACCACUUCUAGAAAGCCUGAAGGGAUUUGAUCUCGACACGAAGGAAACCGGCCUUUUUGAAAAAUGGAACUGGAUGUCUUACCAUGUAGCCAUUGUGAACAACACUGGAAUCCCAUCAGGCAUUACUGUUGGCAACGCAGACCCGAACAAUGGGCCGGCUAGUCUACCACAUACUCCAUUCCAGUGGGAACUCGAGUACCUCGGUGUCCCUGGCUAUUUGGCCAGCAAGAUUAUUGCCAACUCCAGCGUCACCGGUGAUGACGCGAAGAACCUCGUCAUUUCUGACAUCAAACGCAUGGGUGCUGUAGGCACAUUUGACGUCCCAGCUGACGGUCCGAAUAUCGUGCAGUUUGGCAGCCAUUCGCCCGAGACAUUGAUUGUAUCGACGGAUAAUAUUCGAAAUGGGUUCUAUAAGAACUUGUAUAGCUUGCAGGGCAGGCACAGCACCUUUUACACUGGACUGACGUUCUGCACUGACUACUCGUCUGUGCUGUGGGCAUACACCAACACCGUCAUUGAGAAGAUGUUUUCGUAAUGGCAUUUCGUUCACAUGUAUAUAAUGAUUUGAUAAAAGUUUUGUCAGCUGGUACACAUUCUGUUAUAGAUUUGGAAUUUUGUAGAAGAAACUUUAGUGUGCGGGUUGAUGGUUUUAUAGAAAGACAUUGGAUAAUUCUCAGUUUUUGAUGUAUCUGUGAGUCUGCUUGGUAGGUUGUGCCCUGGCCAUCUAUCUCAUUAUUCCGAUUGUGUAGUUUGAAAUUAGAAAUUAG
This is a messenger RNA of Talaromyces proteolyticus, 1808 nucleotides long. RefSeq lists its product as uncharacterized. The record is from RefSeq and is a predicted model, not a curated record. Gene Ontology annotation, molecular function: oxidoreductase activity. Bases 170 to 1576 code for a protein of 468 amino acids. Lineage: Eukaryota; Fungi; Ascomycota; Eurotiomycetes; Eurotiales; Trichocomaceae. The transcript has a single exon.